UUUUAAUCAAAUCAUAAUUUUGGGUUUAUUGGAUACUUGUUUUUAAAUCCAGAUAUUCAAUUGAAUUAGGUAACGCUAUAUUUUACCUACUUUUUGACUUCCACAAUAAUUUAAAUAAACAAGAAUUUGUAAUGACUUGGGACGUAACACUGGAUUUCGAGUAUGUUGUGACAAAGAAGGCCCCACCACCCCUUUGUUUUGGCACUGAGUUGAAUCGUGAUGUUCUACCCAUGAGUGGGCCAGCACUCAGUCCCUUCAUGAGAAGAAAUACUAUACAAGUACAGCCAAACUUGGGACCGGGUACUUAUGAAAACAGCCGAGACGCAUUUUACGAUCUCACACAUAGGAUUUACAGCAAAUGUUGUUAUGGGCCGAAAUCCUCAAGAUGGAAAGUUAAACAUGAGUAUCAGCCACCACCAAAAGAACCACCACCCCCGAAACCUGUACCACAAAACUGUGCGCCUUUUAACUCUUUAUCAAAAAGGAAAGGGUUGUUUAAACCUACCGACUGUCCUGCGCCAUGUGAUUACUAUCCAAUGUAUAAGAAGAGACAAAUGAAAUUUGCAUACAGCUUCACCGGCAAAAAAGUUUUAAAAUGCGCAGUUGAGAUCAAAUGUGUUCCAUACAACUUGGACGCUUGUGGUUACUGUGGCUGUUCCUGUUCUGCGCAAGGAGACUAUUGGCAGUAUGAGAACCGAAUUUUCUUAUGCAGGAAGCAUUAUACGAGACUGUUUAAAAAUUGCUUAUCUAAAUUUCAAGGUGCAAAAUUAGCCGAUUUCAAGUCUGUGAGAGAUUGUUUCUUCGCACAUGCGCACAAUAGUUGCAAAGCUGCUUUGAAAAUUAUGAAGAGUGAAGAAAUUGAAAAGAAACUGAGAAAAGAAGCUUAUCUGGAUUUAUAUUUCCCGCAACGCAGAUUUUGUAACAAUUAGUUGAUGAACUCUUUAGGUAAGGUGAAAGCUACGUAGCUUUCGUUAAAAAGAUUGCAAUCA
Pararge aegeria (speckled wood butterfly) is the source of this 989-nucleotide messenger RNA. RefSeq lists its product as uncharacterized. Gene Ontology annotation, biological process: regulation of cell projection organization. The transcript is spliced from 7 exons. The record is from RefSeq and is a predicted model, not a curated record. Gene Ontology annotation, cellular component: ciliary basal body. The coding region runs from base 132 to 929 and encodes 265 amino acids. Lineage: Eukaryota; Metazoa; Arthropoda; Insecta; Lepidoptera; Nymphalidae. Gene Ontology annotation, molecular function: cytoskeletal protein binding.